Molecule: messenger RNA, 4565 nt
Organism: Amoebophrya sp. A120
Lineage: Eukaryota; Dinophyceae; Syndiniales; Amoebophryaceae
Source: the annotation of a GenBank genome assembly
GCUACUAGUAGGACAUGGCUAAAGAUACAGUCAAACACUAACACACAUUAGUUUUUGACCGGACCCAUGACAGCUCCAUGGUUACAAGACAUGAUGGCAACUACGAGCAAGGAGCUUCCCCGUAAAAAGUUUGCGGCGGUCGCCGAAGUGGUGUACUGCGCUCGCAUAGAUGAUGACUCGCCGAUGCCAACGACUGGUUGUGUGGGCACGGCGAAGACGCCAGGUGCGUUCCCGGCAACGUGGCCGCAGCAAACCACCACUGGGAUGAAGUCCUCUAGUUCGUCUUCAUCAAGCAGCUCUUCGUCUAACGCCGCCAGAGCUACUGCUCAAGGGCGUAAGACUAACUGGCUUCCAGCGUCAAAAGCCAAGUCAUCUGUGUUUGUCCGCCAGGCCGCGGGAAGAGUGGGCCCAGGAGCAGGCGGCGCAGCGAAAGAACGCACUAGAACGCUCUUGACCUCGCCGUCGGCGCGAAAUUCUACCGUGGCAUCGACCUUCGCCGGACGCACCUUCAACUCACGCUUGGCAGAAGCAGCUCAGGAAGCCUCGCCGCCAGUGCUGAUAUCCUCCACCACAACAACGUCCACUCGAGAAAGCACUCCAGAGUCGGGGCCACAGCAGGCCAGCGAGGUGAAAUUUGCAGGGACAAAAGCGAAAGAAGGUCAUAAUGCGCAGACGAGCAUAGAGUUAGAGAUAGAGGCAGUUUCAUCUGUGGCGAAUGGAUGUUCGGCGACAGAGAGGCCGCAAGAGGUGGAGGCGGUCGUGGGAGACGCAUCGAAACAGGCAAACGCGGCGACAACGCUCCCGAGCCAACACCCGCAGACGGAUGAAAUUUGCAAUGCCGGCGGAGCUGCGGGAAAAGUGGCACAACCGCAGAGCCAUGCUUGCCCUUCCCGUCCGCCAUUUCCAUACAGCAGCAAUUUCAGUGGCAGCACCUACCACAACGUAUCAGGAGGUGGAUAUGCAGCGUCUGCAGGUGCAGACUACGCUGGUAAAACCAUCCCGACGAGUGCAAUGCUGCCACAAGAAGUACGAUCCGGGUACGACCAUAUGGUCAACGCUGGUGCGCCCUCUCUAUCAGCACCAUGCUGGCAGAACGCGGGUCAGCAGCUGCACAGUUACGGUCACUACAAUGACGGCGGCAUAGCUGCUCCUGCCGCUGUAUUGUCAGAAAAUAACUGCUUCGACUUUGAAGAUUUUCCGUCCGUUGCCCAUCACGAAUCGGAAGACCAGCACCUUCUACGCAUGUUGGAAAUAUCUGCGGAAAAACGAAACCUGUUGAAAGUUGGCUUCGAUAAAAUCCAGAGCGUGGCGCAUGAAACGUAUGAGAUAUUUUGCUUUAGCUUUUGAAAAUGGUCUUGUAUGUAAGCAUGUUAUUUAUGUUGAUGGUGCUACUGCAGAUUUGCUUAUUUUCUUCAUGCGAUUGUGAAGCACAGCCACAGGGGGCUCUCGCUUGUUCCUUGAAAAGCACACUCAUGUAUGCUGUAACGAACCAAACAUCCGCAAAUCAUGAAUAAAACCGACCUAACAGGCUCCCCCACCUCUUCGCGGCCCAGAAAGAUACCACCUGCCCACCGCCGUCCUUCGCUGUCAUUCCCUAUGGCAGUGCCAUAACGGGCUGCAUGCUUGAAUUCGGUUCCGAUUUGGACGUCGGGAUUCGGAUUUACAACUACAACCCCGCUCCUUGCAACUCGACCACGUCAGGAACUGGAACGGCAAAUGAGUGCCUCGAUCCACCCAGGUCUGGACCACACCGCAGCCAGCAUCUUCAGAACUGCUCACGAGCGACUACGAGGGGGUCUAGUUCGAAUCCCAACGACGUCAACCACACCCCGCCCUCUGAUCCCAAACUGGACUUGCUUCGGCAGUUGAUUCCGCGGCUGCGGCAGAUUGGCUUCACGAACAUCGACCUCAUCGCCACCGCGAGGGUGCCGGUUUUGCGCUGUGAGCUGAAUGCUUACGGGAUGGGAAUGAACGGCAAUCCUGCAGCGAAUGGUGGAGCGGCGUCCAAUUUCUCCUCCUGUGCUACAGCUGCUGGAACGAAUGGAAUGACGGUCGACCUGUUUCAAAACUACGUCAACAGCCAGGAGCAUGCGGAGUUCGACAUCUCAAUUCACACGGACAGCUACGUGUACCGGAAUUCGUUGCUCAUGCGCGAAUUACUGCAUAGCUUUCCAUCGGCACCUGCAGGAGGACCCGCAAAUACCACGACCCCUGCUGGCGCGGGUGAAGAGGACGAGAUUGGCAGCUACGCGACCGUGAUGUUGGAGCAACAGCGUAGCAGAGCAUUCCGCUUCUCUUCCUUUGCUAGCGAAUCAAACAGUGGAGCAGCUGCCCCAGUAACUACGAUGGCCGAUCGCAGGCAUUCUUCCUUUUUCUUCUCCGAACAGGAACACGGUUCUUGCAACGGUGCGACCUAUUAUUUGAACAGUUUUGACCAGCAGCGCAGCCGCGCGGCUUCCAGGAAUUCGAACUACAACGAAGGAGCCGAUGUCCAGAAUCACAACUACCGCCCCCCGCGGAGCAGCCGCGUGUCCGUCUGUUCUGCAGCCACAACUACGACCAACUUUCAACACACAAACGACAGAAUGAGCAGUGGCACCGCGGGGGCUAUUUCGACGCGCAACGCCUCGAGUCCAGAGUCCCACUGCUUGCGGAUUUGGGCGACGUUUUUGUCACCAGGGCAUGGAUGUUCUGGACCGGCUGGUGGAACUACUUUGGUAGCCGGCACCGUCGAUCAUGUGCAAUACCCGAGUUGUAGUCAGUAUCAGCCCGGAGCAGGAGGACAUUGUCAGUCCUUUCGGACGUUCGCCCAGCAAACUAGCUCAGCCAUGGGUCCGUUGCAGUACACAACCUCUAGUACUCGCAAGUUCCAACUCGCGCUCGUACUGAAGCAAUGGGCGAAAUUCGCAAACUUGAACCCCAACCGGCCCGAUGUGCCCCACUACGUCAAGUGCAAGCAGAACUACUGCCAGAGGAUGGAAAAACCGUUUCUCUACCUAAACAACUACUGCCUGAUGCUGAUGAUGCUUUUCUACUUUGAGCAGCGCGAACAGAAGCUGCAGGACUUUUACAACGCCGCGCAGAUGCAAAACUUCUACUACUACCAGCAGUGGUGGCACGGGCUGGAUUUGCCGGCCUUGUUUCUGGACUUCGGACGGUUUUGGCUGCACGAAUUUGACCCGGAGACCCAGCUGGUGUCGUUGGACAGCACGGUCGCACUGUUGAAAGAGCAGCAAGAUCAUCGAACAAAUGGUCACAGCAGCAAUUAUCGCUGCGGAGGGAACCACGAUCUGUACAACAGCAGAAACAAGUUUUUCCAGCGCACCGAUGCGCCGGCACAUCUGUGUCUCGCCAUCAAGGACCCGGUACAGCGAAAUUUGUUUCGCGGAUUGGGAAACGAACAGUACCAGCUGUUUCUCAACCGACUGCACGAGGCGCGGUGUGUGGCAACGUGUCCAACGGUUUCACCGCACUACGGAUUGGCCCUGUGUUUGGGAAUCGCAGGGAAAAUGCUGUAUCAGUACUAGAACUUCGAUAUGUAUGAAUAUCUUCGAUUAUGAUACCGGGCUGCUGCUGUACCUAAUCAGCGUGGUACUGUAGUACUAGAAUGGGGUCGAAAAUUUCUGAUUUUUACCGUAUCCGGACCGGCGCAUCUUCAAUCCUGUUCGGGUUUCUUGCUUGAAUUUUUCUACUGUUUCUUUCGCACUUUCUCUACUUUUUUAGUUCUCGUUCUUUUCAGGUUUCGGCAUUUCUUUGCGUUUCGGACGCGGGUUUCUUUUGUUGUUUGGGCUGCUUGUUGGUCAGCCCGCUGCAGUACAAAUUCCUACAGGUGAGCUCGACUAAGAAGAAAACGAAACAGACAGCAGGCGGCUUUGGUUUUCGCUUGAUUUGUUUGCGUCAAUCGUGUAUUUGCGAUUUUUCGUGUAGCACUUCGCAGUAGAAGUCGUGCUGCGUGUCGCGUUCCACGAGACCUUCGGAAUAAAAAGCGACGCAGUUUUGUUGAGAUAUGAACAAGGAAAACCUCGUCUCGCUUGUUACGUCGCCUGUAAAAUUUUGAGUUUCUGAUUCACUUUUAUUUUUGUUUUCUAAAUACUAGUUUUCUUCCAAAAGGCGUCCUACGCGCUAUCAUCUUGUACGUAAUAUUUUUUUGUGUGCCUAAAAUAAGAUAGAGCUAUCAUCAACACCUGUACUUUACAGAUUGGAAAAUACAAAUAGGUGCGGCUGGCACGGUUCAUGCAGGCCGCAAAUAACGUUGCGGCAUUCUAUGAGUUCUUCAUAUGAAAAGAAUCACUUUGACGGUUAGGCUUAGGAUAAAGCGAAGUCUUUUUUUUUCAAGUUUCUCAGGAGCAUUCCGUUUGUGUCUCCCAAACUGUAUCUGUCGACAAUUUUCAUCAUGAAUAGAAGAAAGACCUACAACGAAAACCCUCUUGCCGCUCCUUCGGCUGCUCGAAGCAGGGCAAAAAUUGAAGCGCAACUAAGCAACAAUUCUUGGUAUUGAACGAGACGGAUGUGCUCCUUGAGUUUUUGAGUCUCACAGUAAUGCUUUGUCGUUCACAAGCAGCAGC